This is a messenger RNA of Poecilia latipinna (sailfin molly), 862 nucleotides long. RefSeq lists its product as uncharacterized. Bases 4 to 666 code for a protein of 220 amino acids. Gene Ontology annotation, molecular function: sequence-specific DNA binding; DNA-binding transcription factor activity. NCBI's taxonomy places the organism in Eukaryota, Metazoa, Chordata, Actinopteri, Cyprinodontiformes, Poeciliidae. The record is from RefSeq and is a predicted model, not a curated record. The transcript has 2 exons. Gene Ontology annotation, biological process: regulation of DNA-templated transcription.
CUGAUGCAGCUGAUGUCCGAGGAUAGAAAAUCUCUUGAGAACAACAUCAGAGUCUGUUUGUCAACUCACGGUUGCUUCAUCAAAGUUCCAGUGAUCCCGAAUUCCUUGAACAGCAAGAAAAACUACUGGAAACUGGACUGCAGUCAGAUCACAGCGAAGAUGGUGCGCCGUCACUUUAACGGGCUCCUGCAAUUCUUCCCCGAGUUGGCCUCUAAGCUGGAAAGGGAGAAGCUGGACAGAGCUGCCCCCUCUCCUCAACCUGCAUCCCGCAGGCCUGACCAGGUCAGAUGUAAGGUGAAGUUCACUGGACCUUUCUCCGUCGAAUCCCUGUUGAAGAGAGACAGCCCCCCCCCUUCUCCGCCCUCCGGAGCUUCCCAUCUGCCUGGCGUGGAGCAGCGGCCUUUGCCCGCGACCCCACAAAGAGAUUUCAUCUGCUACCCCGCGGGUCCCCUUAUUUCACACGCUUCGAAUUGUUUUUCCCACAUCGGCUCAGCAGGGGGCAGCACAGAUCACACGCUCGUGGCUGACAGAGCUGUUGAACGCGCCGGGUGGGUUCCUGUGCGCGCUGCUCCCUCGUCGGCGCCUUACUUCACCAGGGCGCAGCACGGCUUCGUCACGUAUUCCGCACCGACAUUUCCAAACGUCACGUCUCAUGUAUGGCAAUGAAUUGUUUCACACCUGUAAAAAGCAGUCUCCCGCAUUUUCAUCUGGCGGAAUACACACUUCAAAGUACUUCCCCCCCCCCCUUCUUCUCAGAAACCCGUAAACAUGCUAAGCUAAUGUAUUGUUGUAAUAGCUGCGUCUCAAUGCUUUUUGUCCCAGAUAAAUAUUUUUGAGUGAGGUUAAUAAAUCAUCACGUAUA